UGGGAGUCUAACGCUGGCGCGGCGCUGCUGGGCGCGGAGCAGGCCGGGGGGGAUGAGCCAGGCCGCGCUGCUGGCCCGCACACCCUGAGGAGCCGCCGCUGCUGCCGCCGGCCCGCCGCGGAGCGCCCACCCGGCGGCGCGGCCCCACCGCGCGGCUCCGGGCCCGCAGCCGCUACCGCCGCCCCAGGCGGGGAGCGGAGCGGGGCGGAGCGGGGCCGGGCCGGGGGGGCGCCCCGCGCCGCUGUCACCAUUGCUGGGGCCCGGAGCGCCGGAGAGCUGCUCUCUCCGCCUCCGCCUCGCUCGCCUCAAAGACGGCGGCGGCGGCGGCACCCUCAGGGACUUGGCCCGGCUCCGGACCUUCUCUGCUCGCCCGCCGCCGCCGCCGCUGCUGCUCCCGCCCCGCUCGGCGCAGCGGCGGCAGGAGGAGGAGGGGGCAGCCGCCGGGAGCCGCCGCCGCCGCCGCGGAGGGAGGCGGGCCCGCCUGGGGCUGAGCCGCCGGCGCAGCAGGCCCCACGCCCGGGGCCGCGCGGGGGCCGCCGGCCCACCGUCGCCUCGCGGUCCCGCGCCCCGCCGCCGCUCGGCCCCUGUACGCAGUCCCGGAGCGGCCCCCGGCUGCCAGACAUGACCGCCAUCAUCAAAGAGAUCGUCAGCAGGAACAAAAGGCGAUACCAGGAGGAUGGCUUCGACCUGGAUCUGACCUAUAUUUAUCCAAACAUAAUUGCUAUGGGUUUUCCUGCGGAGAGGCUUGAAGGAGUAUACAGGAACAACAUUGACGAUGUAGUAAGGUUUCUGGAUUCAAAGCAUAAAAACCAUUACAAGAUAUACAAUCUAUGUGCUGAAAGACAUUAUGACACAGCCAAAUUUAACUGCAGAGUUGCACAGUACCCUUUUGAAGACCAUAACCCACCACAGCUAGAGCUUAUCAAACCUUUUUGUGAAGAUCUCGACCAGUGGCUAAGUGAAGAUGACAAUCAUGUUGCAGCAAUCCACUGUAAAGCUGGAAAGGGACGAACUGGUGUAAUGAUAUGUGCAUAUUUGUUGCAUCGAGGCAAGUUUUUAAAGGCUCAAGAAGCCCUAGAUUUCUAUGGGGAAGUAAGGACCAGAGACAAGAAGGGAGUGACAAUUCCCAGUCAGAGACGCUACGUGUACUACUAUAGCUACCUGUUAAAGAAUCACCUGGAUUACAGACCAGUGGCACUGCUGUUUCACAAGAUGAUGUUUGAAACAAUUCCCAUGUUCAGCAGCGGAACUUGCAAUCCUCAGUUUGUGGUGUACCAGCUAAAGGUAAAGAUAUUCACCUCCCCUUCAGGACCCUCAAGACGCGAGGACAAGUUUAUGUACUUUGAAUUCCCUCAACCUUUGCCGGUAUGCGGUGACAUCAAAGUGGAAUUUUUCCACAAACAGAACAAGAUGUUGAAAAAGGACAAAAUGUUUCACUUUUGGGUAAAUACAUUCUUCAUAGGACUGGAUGAAAAUUCAGACAAAGUAGAAAAUGGAAGUCUAGUUGCAGAUCAGGAACUUGAUGGUAUUUUCAGUACGGAGCGCUCAGAUAAUGAUAAGGAAUAUUUAAUCCUUACAUUAACAAAAAAUGAUCUAGACAAAGCAAAUAAAGACAAAGCCAACAGAUAUUUCUCUCCGAACUUCAAGGUAAAGCUAUUUUUCACAAAAACAGUAGAAGAGCCAUCAAAUCCAGAGGCUAGCAGUUCAACUUCUGUAACACCAGAUGUUAGUGACAAUGAACCUGAUCAUUAUAGAUACUCUGACACCACUGACUCUGAUCCAGAGAAUGAACCUUUUGAUGAAGAUCAGCAUACGCAGAUUACAAAAGUCUGAAUAUUUUUUUUAUCAGAGAUAAAAAACACAAAAAAAAACAACCACGAAGAGUGACAAACUUGAAUAAACUGAAAAAAGGACCUUUUUAAAUGGCAAAAGGACAUAGUGUCAGAUUACCAAUUAUAGGAACAAUUCUUUCCUGACCAAUCUUGUUUUGCCCUAUAAAUCUACAGGGUUUGACACUUGUCCAGUUGGGGGGAAAAAAGGUUACGUAGCUCUUAUAUGUAUAUACCUUUUUGUGUCAAAAGGACAUUAAAACUUCAAUUAGGAACUAUAAACAUGGCACUUUCCCAUUUUAUUCCAGUUUUAUAAAAGUGGAGACAGACCUAAUGUGUAUACGUAGGAAUUUUUCCUUUUGUGUUCUGUCACCAAACGAAGUUUCAAAAAUAUACAGGUUCACAUCCUGCCCCUUUUUUUGCACUUGUGUGGCAACAGAAAAGUCUACAGUUGGCUAAGAAAUGUUUCUAGAAGGUUUUAUUGCAUUCAAAUGUAUGUAUUUUGGAUGGGGGAUGGAAAGUAAUGCUCAGAAAGGAAUAUAGUCCGCUGGAGCUUGGCCCGUGUACCAUAUCUGGCUAUUUACAUGCAUCUUUCUUUAGCAUGCUA
Molecule: messenger RNA, 2436 nt
Organism: Neopsephotus bourkii (Bourke's parrot)
Lineage: Eukaryota; Metazoa; Chordata; Aves; Psittaciformes; Psittacidae
Gene: PTEN
Product: phosphatase and tensin homolog
Exons: 9
Biological process (GO): cell motility; phosphatidylinositol 3-kinase/protein kinase B signal transduction; negative regulation of cell population proliferation
Cellular component (GO): cell projection; cytosol; plasma membrane
Molecular function (GO): protein tyrosine phosphatase activity; phosphatidylinositol-3,4,5-trisphosphate 3-phosphatase activity
Source: RefSeq, a predicted model, not a curated record